CGGGGAAAGAGCCAAUCGAGAGCGUGGAAACCGGACACCCUAUCCGCCAGGCGGCGCCCGGCGGCGGGGAGGCAAAAGAAGGUCCUAACGGCUGUAAUCAACACCAACAACAUCAAAUCAACACCCACCAACGAACAUCAUCCCAUCGGAUCCCAUCUCACCGGCGGAUCCUGCCUCCUCUCUCUGCUCUCUCCCGCCCAUUAUAACAAAACCUUUCGCACCCCAUCCAGUGGCUGGGCGUUGUCCAAUUCCUCCUGCUAGCGCAAGCACUUCGUCGACUUCGCCGCUUGUCGCCGCCGUCGUCGGCCUCCCAACUACCUUCCCUACCUACCUCCCUACCUUCUCUCUCUUCUCUCAGCCAGUCAUGGCCUCCACCAUCGCCGCCGCCGCGACUACGGGCGCCAUAGCCGCCGCCUCGCUCGGCGCCAUAGCCAAGGUCAGCGCCAGCCCCAGGUCGAGCGUGAGCUUGAAGAUGACUCCCAAGAUCGGCCGACUCAACGCCGCCAGGGUCUUCGGCGUGCAGCCGUCGCUUGGCAGGUGCCAGGCGUACAAGGUGACUUUCAUCACGGGCAAGGACGAGGUCGUCGUCGACUGCCCGGAGGACGUGUACGUGCUGGACGCCGCCGAGGAGGCGGGACUCGAUCUGCCCUACUCCUGCCGGGCCGGCGCUUGCUCCACGUGCGCUGGCAAACUGGAGAAGGGAACCAUCGACCAGUCGGACCAAUCCUUCUUGGACGACGACCAGGUGGAAGCCGGCUUCGUGCUGACCUGCGUCACGUACCCCACCUCCGAUUGCACCAUCGUCACGAACCAGGAGGACAAAAUCUACUAGACGGCGACAAGAACAGCGUGACUGUGGUGGCGAUGACUGACGAGGGGGCGAGGUAGGAACGAGGAGGAGUAAGAGGAUGCGGCACAAGAGAAGAGAAGAGAAGAGGAGAGAGGAGAAGAGAAGCGUCUCCCUCUGUUGGGAGUCGGACGCUCUAAGGGCGCCUAUGAUGGGGGGUUUUCGUUGCUUUCCCUGCGAGUUUGUUUGUUGAUUGAUUGAUUGAAUGAUUGAUUGAUUGAUUGGUUGGUCAUUUGUUCGAGGAUUGCUUUGGUUUAUAAAAUGUCUCGUUGCUCAACAGACAGACUACUAGACUGUACAAUGUGGGCAUUUUAUAAAACCCACUUUCAUUUGAGGAUUGCUUUGCUUUAUAAAAUGUCUCGUUGUUCAUCCUGCCGAUGCCACAACGUUGUUGUUCUCAACUCAACACUUGAGGUUUCGUCGCCAAGCAUCCUCUCUCCCCUCUUUCAAGACACUCCCGUCACUACUCGUCCUUUCCCCGCCCUUCCCUCGCGCCCCCGCCCCCUCCCCUUCUCCCCCCCUCCCCCCCCCUCCUUCCUUUCUUCUAUAGCAUCGUCAGUUUGUGGAGGGAGUCCACUGCUCCUGCCGCACACUUGUCGCUGAACGUCUGCCAGAGUUGUAUGUCCUUGACUCUUGUCGCACGUGUGGCACACGCAUGCUGCCCGGAGUUGUUGCUAUGAUGGGUGGGUAGUUGGGUGUGGUGUUGAGCUGGCCUGCUGGCGGGUCAUGAAGAGAUGACACUUAGUCAUUUUCCUAGUCGGCCUUUUGUUAAUAUUCAACCUCAUACUCUUGCGCACGUCCAGGAUAGCGAUGGGAUGAAUGUAUACUUACGUGUGGGAAAAGGGAGAGGGUGGGUGAGGAGGGGUAGCGAGUAAUCUUGUAAUCUUAGCCACAGUCUUAUCAACCACUUUCUGUCAGAAGCGAAGGGAUAAUGAUCGGAUGGAUGCGGUGAACGAGAGAGAGAGGGAGGGAGGGAGGAGGUAGAGGAGGCGGCGUGGACCGAUUAACGUAUAGAUAAAUUACGUACGUUAUUUAGAGGGUCGAUUGGAAAAUUAGGAUUAGCAUUAAGAGAAGUGACGGCAGCAGCAGCAGUAGCGCACGGGGUUGUGGCAAAAUGUGGGGAAGAGAGAGUAAGACAGAAAGGGGGGGGGGGGGGGGUUGAAACUGCGCCCUCCUGCAUUGUUCCAUAGCGGAGGAGUGGAAUCAGCAGCGGCUGAUGGAUGGGAAAACGGCCGGAGGGCGGGAAGAGGAUUAUUUUUCUGAACAGAAGAAGAGGAACACUUGCCACAACUUGAGAUUACGUCUCCCUCUCAGAGAAGGGGGACGGGACGGGGGGUCGUGCCAACGACAGCUGGCGGCAAUCACAUACUUGUACUACGUAGUUCAUGUCGCGCGCAAUUUGCCGUGUUUUGCAAAGUGUUGGAGAACCCAACUUUUCUUUGUCGUUUUGCGUCUUUGUCGUUUUGCGUCUUUGUUGAAUUUUCUGGAUGAUGCUCGUGCAUUCCUCCUCUUGGAAAAUUCUUCCCUCCUUUGCCUCCCCCCUCCUGUGUGACCUUCUCUCUCCCUCUCCCUCUCCCUCUCCUCCUCCGCACCCAAAUGCGUGGCCGCGUUGUAAGCACAGCAUAGCUGACGAACUCU
Molecule: messenger RNA, 2485 nt
Organism: Chara braunii
Lineage: Eukaryota; Viridiplantae; Streptophyta; Charophyceae; Charales; Characeae
Source: the annotation of a GenBank genome assembly